AUGGCGCUCCCACUACUGAAAUCCCUCAAAGAAUGCGGCGAAUACGCAAAGACCGUUGAGCCAUUCUGGCCACAGCUGUACGAGCUGCCCUACAAGCUCCUAGACAGCUACCACAGCCUGGAUCGCGUGAAGCAGCUCUAUAUCGAUACGAACCCACUCAUGUCGGGCCUGGCGGUGUCCUUGUUCUUGGCUCCCAUCUUCCUGGUGGUUUCGGAGAUCAACAGGAACUAUUCGCAGGUCGAUAGGAUGUGGAGUAUCCUUCCCAACCUCUACGUUGUUCACAUCGCAUUGUGGGCGAGGGCGGCUGGCAUGCCUCAUGAGCGCACAGAUCUGUCUGCUCUGACGACCACACUUUGGAGUAUCCGUCUUACGUUCAACUACUGGCGCAGGGGAGGGUAUGAAAAGGGUUCAGAAGACUACAGAUGGGCCAUCCUUCAGAAAUAUGUUCCCAAGUUUAUCUGGUUCAUCUUCAACGUCACCUUCAUCUCGACCAUUCAGAGCGUGCUGCUCUUUGCUUUCUCCUCCGUUCCCGCCUACGGAAUCCUCUUGGCCACAAAGUUCGAACCUGGCCUACAAAUGUCGGACUUUGUCUACUCAGGCAUCAUGGUUGCUUUUGUUGUCAGCGAGUUCAUCAGCGACGGUCAGCAGUGGAGCUAUCAGACUGCUAAAUACCAGUACCGCGACGACGGCAAAGUCCGCGGCGGGUUCACCAAGAAGGAUCUACAGCGUGGUUUUCGCACAUCUGGCCUGUGGGCUUACAGCCGCCACCCGAACUUCUUCGCCGAGCAGAUGGUCUGGUUCGCCUUGUACCAAUGGAGCUGCUAUGCCACAAACAACGUGUACAGCUACACUGGAUUAGGCGCAGGGUCUCUGUUCUUGCUUUUCCAGGGAUCGACGGUCUUGACUGAAUACAUCACGCAGAACAAGUAUCCCGAGUACAAGGCAUACCAGAAGCAGGUCGGCAUGUUCUUCCCCUCCUUUACGGCGUACCAGCCCCCAAAGGAGCAAAUCGAGGGCAAAUUUCAGUAG
Molecule: messenger RNA, 1029 nt
Organism: Emericellopsis cladophorae
Lineage: Eukaryota; Fungi; Ascomycota; Sordariomycetes; Hypocreales; Bionectriaceae
Product: Protein of unknown function (DUF1295)
Exons: 4
Coding region: 1-1029 (342 amino acids)
Cellular component (GO): membrane
Source: RefSeq, a predicted model, not a curated record